ACACGGCGGCAGCAGCAGCGGACACGCGCAGACGCCUGGCCUUCAUCACGUCAUCUUCAUCUUCAUCAUCCUCAGCAGCGGCGUCUAACACGGUGUGUGUGCGCGUGCGCGUGCGUGUUUGUGUGUGGUCGUGCUGCUAGCGAGGACAUGGCCGGCAUCUUGGCGUGGUUCUGGAACGAGCGCUUCUGGCUCCCGCACAACGUGACGUGGGCAGACUUGAAGAACACCGACGAGGCCACCUUCCCGCAAGCGGAGGACCUUUACCUCGCUGGCCCUUUGGCCUUCUGCGUCGUUAUGCUGCGGCUGCUGUUCCAGAGGUUGAUUGCAAGGCCGUGUGCUGUGGGCCUGAAAAUUCAAGCCAACGGGCCACAAAAAGCCCAACCCAACGCCAUCUUGGAGAAGGUUUUCACCGCCAUUACCAAGCACCCCGAUGAAAAGAGGCUGGAGGGAUUGUCCAAGCAGCUGGACUGGGACGUCCGCACCAUCCAGCGCUGGUUCAGACAACGACGCAACCAAGAGAAACCCAGCACUCUGGCCCGCUUCUGUGAGAGCAUGUGGCGGUUUACAGUUUAUCUGUACAUUUUCACUUAUGGAGUGCGGUUCCUUAAAAAGACACCCUGGCUGUGGAACACUAAAGAAUGCUGGUACAACUACCCUUACCAGCCAUUGUCUGUGGACAUCCACUAUUACUACCUGCUGGAGCUGUCCUUCUACAUGUCCAUGCUCUUCUCCCAAUUCACUGACUUCAAGAGGAAGGACUUCUUCAUCAUGUUCCUGCACCACCUGGCAACCAUCUCCCUCAUCACCUUCUCCUACGUCAACAACAUGGCAAGAGUUGGAACUCUGGUCAUGUGUCUGCACGACGCCGCGGAUAUCCUCAUAGAGGCAGCCAAGAUGGCCAACUAUGCCAAAUGUCACAUAUUGUGCAACCUCCUCUUUGCCAUCUUUGCAAUUCUCUUCAUCAGUUCCAGGCUGGCAGUUUACCCAGUCUGGAUUCUCAAUACCACCCUGUUCGAGAGUUGGGAAAUUGUUGGACCUUACCCAUCCUGGUGGGUCUUCAACCUGCUUCUAAUCUUACUGCAGCUUCUUCACUCCUACUGGUCCUACCUCAUAGUGAAGACCACAUACCACGCCGUCUCCAAAGGAAAGGUGGGGAAAUGGAGUCCUUUACAUGUGUCUAAAGAUGACCGCAGUGACAUCGAGUCCAGCUCGGACGAGGAUGAAAGCCCUCCACCCAAACAGAAAGCCCACAGCAGCGCCACCAACGGGACCAACAAAGCCCACGGGACCAAUGGCUACCUGACAGCAGCUUUUUCCCCUGAUGAACACUGACUGUACUGACACAGCCAUGUGGGGACAUCAUUAACACCACUUAUUUGAUCCUCAACUUCUUUAUGGCUUCACUUUUCAGUUUGACUCAUUUCCAUCAGACAUUUAAUCCUCUCUUCUGCAUAAUUGCAUCAGCUAUCAUGCAAACUUUUUUGUCAGAGACUGAAAAUGUAUUCUUCUUUACGGCUUUAAGCAAACUACAGUUAGGACACACCUUCUCCUCAUUCAAUGCCAUGUUUUCU
Nerophis ophidion (straightnose pipefish) is the source of this 1571-nucleotide messenger RNA. RefSeq names its product ceramide synthase 6 (gene cers6). Gene Ontology annotation, molecular function: DNA binding; sphingosine N-acyltransferase activity. The transcript has 11 exons. Gene Ontology annotation, cellular component: membrane. NCBI's taxonomy places the organism in Eukaryota, Metazoa, Chordata, Actinopteri, Syngnathiformes, Syngnathidae. The coding region runs from base 148 to 1332 and encodes 394 amino acids. The record is from RefSeq and is a predicted model, not a curated record. Gene Ontology annotation, biological process: ceramide biosynthetic process.